AUGAACGCCACAGCAGUAACAUAUCCAACGAUAUGUUUACUGCGAGCGAGUCAAGAUGCUUGUGCGAAACGCUUUGUUCUUUAUGACAGACGAGAGAGGCUGGGGAAAUUUGCACUCAACCCCGGUGCCCCAUCAAUGGAUAACAUCACAAAACAGUAUCUGGCACAUGACGCAGCCGUUGCUGGCAGGACAAAGCAUAAGCAGUGGCGUAAGGAGCUGAACUGCUCCAGUAAAAGAAUGCCGAGUGAUGCAGAGUGA
Messenger RNA from Gongylonema pulchrum, 258 nucleotides. Lineage: Eukaryota; Metazoa; Nematoda; Chromadorea; Rhabditida; Gongylonematidae. The record is from the annotation of a GenBank genome assembly.